Messenger RNA from Falco peregrinus (peregrine falcon), 13968 nucleotides. RefSeq names its product vezatin, adherens junctions transmembrane protein (gene VEZT). Gene Ontology annotation, cellular component: plasma membrane. Bases 906 to 2852 code for a protein of 648 amino acids. NCBI's taxonomy places the organism in Eukaryota, Metazoa, Chordata, Aves, Falconiformes, Falconidae. The record is from RefSeq and is a predicted model, not a curated record. The transcript has 12 exons. Gene Ontology annotation, biological process: cell-cell adhesion. Gene Ontology annotation, molecular function: myosin binding.
GCUCCGGAGCAGCCUGCGGGCCGGGAGCCGCGCCGCGCCCCUCCGCGCAGGCCGAGGGCGGGACCGCCGGCGGGAGCGGGAGCCGGGCCGGGGCCGGGAAGGCUCGGCCGGGGAGGCGGCGGUCGAUCCUUUGUGCGGCGGCCCGCCGGGGCUGCGCGGGUCGGCGGCUGCCGGCGUUGCAGUCUCGGUGAGAGGUGCCGGGAGGCCGGUGGCGGCGGGUGUUCCCUCAGAGCGGCCGGCGCCGGCCUGUGAGCACCGUCGGGGGCUGAGGGGGGGCGGCGAGCGCCCUUGUACCCGCGGGUGCAGGCGGCUCGGUGCGGGUGGGAUCAGCGCCGCGCCGUGCUGACCACCGACCUCUGCGGUCGGGGCGAAGGUGGUAAAUCCCAUGUGCAGCUAAUAAAUCUGGCUUCUGAAUCGGUGUAAUCCGCGUAAAAGGUACACUUCAGCACGCACUCACGUGUGUAAAUUCCCCACUCUACCGCUAUCUGCAGGAUUUGGGACACACAGAUUUUGAAGUAUGUUCAUCGGUGUCACAGAAGGCAGAGCAAUGUGCAGCAGUGGAAAGCCAAAAAGAGCGGACUGUGCAUGCUGCCCAGAAACAAGGCAUCCUGUCAAAACUAGUUGAGUUCUUUAGAAGUUGGUUUCCUUUUCCACAGUAUAAGAAAAACGAUGACAUACUUCACCGACUGGAUGUUGGAUUUCGAUUUGACACACUCCGAACCAUCCUGCAACAGGAAGUUCUGCUGCAGGAGGAUGUGGAACUGAUUGAGUUCCUUGACCCCAGUAUCCUGUCUGCAGGGCAGUGUAAGCAACAGGAAAACGGACAGCUUCCAACACUACGCUCCCUAGCAACUCCUAAUAUUUGGGAUGUCUCGCUGUUUCUUGCCUUUGUAAGUGCACUGUUUAUGCUUCCUUCGUGGUGGAAGGAAUCAUCGUGGCUGCCAUGGGGACUAGUUCUGCUUGUCUAUGCAGUCUUCAGAGUGUGGGGCACAUGGAGGACAGCCAAGCUGCAAAUGUCCCUGCGAAAAUACUGUAUCCAGCUGGAAGAAACAGUGGCGAAUAGCCGAGCUUUUACUAAUCUCGUGAGGAAAGCUCUACGACUCAUUCAAGAGACUGAAGUAAUUUCCAGAGGAUUUACCCUUUUGCUUGACAGGGUCAGUGCCGCUUGCCCAUUUAAUAAAGCUGGACAGCAUCCUAGUCAGCAUCUUAUUGGUCUCCGGAAAGCUGUUUAUCGAUCUGUCAGAGCCAACUUUCGAGCUUCAAGACUGGCUACUCUAUACAUGCUGAAAAACUACCCUCUGAACUCGGAGAGUGAUAAUGUGACCAGCUACAUCUGUGUAGUCCCCUUUAAGGAGCUGGGUCUGGGACUGAGUGAAGACCAAGUUUCUGAAGAGGAGGCACACAAUCUAACAGAUGGCUUUAGCUUGCCUGCACUCAAGGUCCUCUUUCAGCUCUGGGUCGGGCAGAGCUCAGAAUUCUUCAGAAGGCUGGUGCUGCUCCUCUCCCCAGCCAACGCAUCCCCCAAGCCCUUGGUCUCCCCUGAACGGCUGCCUCAUCAUAUCUUGUCUGAUGUGACUCAAGGCCUACCUCAUACACAUGCUGCCUGCUUGGAGGAGCUUAAGCGAAGCUAUGAGUUUUAUCGGUACUUUGAAAUGCAGCAUCAGCUGGGUUUUGAGCGGCCGGCCAGGACAAAGCAGAAGUCAAGAGAGCUGAACAGUCUUCAGACAGCAGUACGCAGCUUGCAGCUUCAUCUCAAGGCACUGCUCAAUGAGGUAAUAAUUCUUGAGGAUGAACUUGAAAAACUUGUUAGCACUAAGGAGACACCUGAGUUGACAACAGAAGCCCAUCAGGUUCUGGAACAAAAACUAAAGUUUAUUCAGCCUCAUAUCCAAGCAAGCAACAGCUGCUGGGAAGAAGCCAUUUCUCAGGUGGAGAAAAUGAGUGGAAGAAACCCAAAUAAAAAAGGCAAACUUGAAGUUUCCUGUGACAACCUACAGCGUACUACAGUACCUUUAACACAGCCUGCCAUAUACAUAGAAAACAAAGAUCCAAUCCCUGAGGAGCAGGAAUUGGAAGCAUAUGUUGAUUAUUCAGACACGGAGAAUGAAUAUAAAAGGGAAGAUUUUUACUGCUUUUCCCAGGAAGAAAGAGAGAGACAAGAACGAGAGAGACAGGAAUCUAAGAGGGUGUUACAAGAACUGAAAUCUGUACUGGGAUUUAAAGCAUCAGAAAUAGAAAGACAAAAAUGGAAACAGCUGCUAUUCAGUGACCAUGCUGCAGUGAAACCCUUGUCUCCUGUAGAACCACUGAAGCCACUAAAUAAUUUGGAAUCACAUAUGAAUUCAGAUACAGAAAAGCAGGACUGCAGCCAAAGCUGUGAUAAAUCUGAAGAUGACGACUCUAAUCCAAAAGUGAACACUGCUGAUACAAGCAGGACAGAAUAUUUGUAUGAAGAUCCUGAGAUGGAGAAAAACAAAGACGGUGCUGCUGCUGAAGGUAUUUCUACAGGGGCCGAAGAAAGAAUGUGCUAUCAGCGUGAAGGGGAAAUUGAAGAACUCAAGCCGAGCAAUAGGGAUGGGGUAAAGGUUUCACAGUCUCCCUCUAAGGAUGUGUUACAUUCAAAAAUCAAGCAUAGGCUGGCCCAGCUCCACAUAUCAACAGAUUUAAACUUCACAUCUGGUCUGGCUGCACAAGUUGCUGCCAGGUCUUUUGCUUUUACUACAAUGCAAGAAGAGACUUUUGGAGAUGAGGGGGAGGAGGAGGGGGAGCAGGAGAAGACACAGGAGCAUGAAGUCCGUGUGGAGGACUGUGAGAAUGAAGAUAGAGGCUCUGAAAAUGAAGGAAAAGUAUAAGUCUGAGCUGAACUUUAUUAAACCAACAGCAGGCAAUUUGACACAAAAAACUAAGGUAGGGGUUUGAAGAUGAAAAUACUGCACGGGAAAAAAAGGAGACCUAAGUAUAAUACAUCUUGUUCCCUAAGUCUGGUACACUAAAUAGGACUUCUAAGUAUAUCAAAAAUUUGCAGGUAAGAGAAGUUUAGGCUGCAUCCAAGAAAUAGUUGGCUGUUCCCUUUUUAAGAUCCUAGUGGUGGGUUUUGGAAUUUACCUUUGUGUUUUCUGUUUUAUUUAUUUAUAUUCUAAUGUAUUGUGGUUUUUGUUUCUAAAAAGAAGGCAAAACAAUGUCUUGAAUUACAACAGACAUUUUUUUGUUCUCAGAUUCCGUUAUCGUGGUAUCAAUGUUUGUUCCAACAAAAAAGCCAGGAUGUUUCUUCUGGGAGAACCUGAACUGUUCCCUGCGAUAUUCCCCCACCACUUUCAUUUCACUUCUUGUGUCUGCAGUGUGUUGGCUAAGCCACCGUAGGCAUUUGUGAUUCUGUGGCUAGUGAUGUGGCUCCCAACUAAAAUGUAGAAUUUUAAAUAAAAACUUGAAAGAGCUAGUAUUUGAUGUGUCUUGGGGUAUGGGGCUGACAGUAUGAAGUUAGUCAUGCUUCAGAUUAAGGUUUACUUAGAAUUUUAUGAAGGGUUAAUAAAUGAUUUCUAGAUGUUGUAAUUCCUGUUAGAGAAAUGUGUAGUAUAUGUUAGGGAGGGUUAUAAGCACGUUGGUAGAAAGUACUGUAGACAGCUAGAAGCUAUCUGUUGGAUUGAUAAUCGUUGAGAAGUAAAUACCUAUUUAUUAAAACAGCUAUUAAUUAUUUGUUAACCUUUUGUAAAUUGAACCUUAAUAUAAUUGUUUGGUUUGAUAUUAGAAUUGAUUGUACAUUUUUACGUCCUGAAGUAAUUUUCUUAAAGCAAAAUUAUCUGAGCACUUAACAACAUACAGUAUUUUGUUUAAACAGCAUACUUGCUUUUCCCUAAUGUUCUUUCAUUUUUCCUUAGAUCACACCUGUAACCCGUGUGAUUAAGAACCCAUGAGAGAACAAGAAUUGUGUAUUUUCUAAGGUGUAUCUUGUAACUUGGUUGACACUGAAAUCUGGAUGUUUGGUAUGAGGUUAUGUGGGUUGUUUUUUUUCUCUGUGGUGGCGUUAGGAGGAGCAGCAAAGUGAUGCUAACCUCACAGAGGAGCUGGUCAAUAGUUUCACUGCCUUCUCUUCCUUUUGCCCUCUGACACAAAAUGAAGCAAAGGUCUCAUGUCUAAUGGCGAGAGAGCUGCCUCUUUGUAUGGAAUACUCUACUUGCACCUCGAUACAUUUCCAGUCACAAAACACCUCAUCAGUUACUUAGGGUAUUUGUUGUCUCUUGAUGAUUCUAUAGAAUAAAGGGGUUUUUAGAUGCAAGUUGUUCAGAGGACGCUGUCAUGAGAAGUGGGGAAGCUAAUGAAGGUCAGCAGGUUAGGGUGGAACUCUGACCAUAUGUCAGAAAACAAGCGCUUUUUUUCAACCUCCGUCCCUUAUAUUAGUGAUUUUGUAUGAACGCUGUUAAAUAUGUGGAUUUUUUUACAGACCAUGAAGAGGUAAAUGUCAAUUGAUAAGGCAAAGGGAGUAUGUGACUUACACUGUUCUUUCACAAUAUAAUGCCUGUCUUCUCCCUCACACACAGAUUUUGGGAAGAGAAUGUUUUGCCGUUCUUUGUUAACCAGUAAGAUGGUGUUCUGUGCCCUUAAUUUUGUGUAAGUGACUGGAAGCUCAAUGGAUGAUGUCUUGGGGAACUUGUAAAAGAAAAGAGAAGAAAAAUGCUUCUCGUAGUGUAUUUAGAAGCUAAGCCUCCUCUUAGUGGCGAAGGAUGUUCUUCUGUAACCUGUAAAGGUUAGGCUAAAAUGAUGAAACACUGUUUUAUUUUCUCUGUGGUAAGCAAUUUAUUUUUUUUAUCAAGUCUGUUCAUGCUUCUGAAAAAGAAGUCUUCCUCAUCCUUGGCUUGAGAUCCUUGAGUUCACAAAGUGCCCAGAUACUUUUUGUUCCUAGCUAACUGUUCUGACUGUCUAAAUGUAUGUUCCAUUAAUAUUUUUCCACUAACUCAUCCACCAGCAUCUCGUGAUCUUAUGUUGUGUAUCCCAGAAAUGAUGUCCUGAUUUUUUCCUACGGGAUACAAAUCUUAGUUUACAAUGUGUAUGGCUAUGAUACCAACCUGGAAAAAUGAUCAGAUUUAGGAUAUUUAUUAUCUCUGUCCUCACAGUUUUGGAUUAAGUCGGUAGUAACCUGAGUGCUUUGCAUUGCUACUAAAAUAGGUUUCAGAUCUCACAUUUAUAAAAGUUGCUAUCUCUUACUCCUUUGCUACAGUCCUUAGCAAAAGAGCUGGAGAAUCUACUUUGGUGACUGACUUUGGGACCUAGUUUUAUAAUACACUGGUCUUGGUGAUGAAACUGGCCUAAGAAACCCCAUCCAUCAUUAGUUGUUCAUCUUCACCCAUCAGCUGUGUCAACACAGGUUUUUGCAGCCAUGUUAUAAACCAGCUCGUAAGUCCACUUGGGUCUAAAUUCCACUCCUUUUAGGGGCUACUUUUCACUGUUCUUACGCAUGAUGCAGUUUACAGUGUUUACCUCCAAACAGCUGUACCAGCACAUACUGUGUUGCGGGUAUGAGACUCAGGAUUGUUCGCAUUUACAUUAUUGGCAAAGAUUGUAUAGUGUGAAGUUACAGCCUUGACAUUAGACGUGGGUUUGACCAAAGCAUGACUUUUCAGAGCAAGUUCUGAUCCUACUUUGAACAAACAGAUUUUCUACAAGCAAUUUAACUGCUUUCCACGGUCUGUCUUAGUGCAGUCUUAGAAACUGCACACAUGAACAUCUGGGCUCACUUGCUUUUUCUGCCUCCCAUCACAUCUAUAUAUAACAGCCAUCAGGUCAUUUAUUUUGAUUUUUUUUUAAUAUUCCCUCUGCAGAAAAAAUAUGGCUAACAGUGUAAAGCACACAAAGCAUGACUUCCCUUAAUUUGAUAAUCAGGUUCCAUUUACAUGUAAAUAAUCUGUUAUAAUCCAGGUUUCCUCAUAAUUAUUCCAUUUGAAAGGACUGUGCAUACAUGCUAUAGAUUCCGUCAAGAACCUGACUGAUUUAUUGGCAAUCAUAAUUAAUUGUUGCAUUUAAAAUUACAUAUAUGUGAACACACUGAAGUGUGAAUUGGCACUAAAGGGUUGUGUGAAUAUAUUGAGCAUGUCAAGAUCUGAGUGCUGUCCUGUGUUCUUUGGCUCAUUACCCUAGGUAGGGAUUUUUGUGAAAACAAAACAUUUGCUUCUUAGAGCUUUGUAACUUUUUGAAACAUGUUAAUCAGGAAAUCCAUACUAAAUAAUGGGUUAUGCCAAAGGAUACCAGCGGCAAAAAUUAUUUGUGAAGAGCAGGGCUAACACUAAAUGCAUUUUCCCUAUUCUAUUUCCAGUUAGCAGCUCUGUGCCAAUUAGCGGCUCUGUGAAGUUGUAAAGAAGCAAGUAAUUAUAUAGAGUUAAGUAAUUUCUUCUCCUGUCCUACCUGGAAGGCACUCCAAAGGAGAUACUUGCUUCUUAGGUUGGAUUGCAAUCUAGCACUACAUCUUUUAUGUGACUUUACAGCUAAAGAUCUAGGUAAAGGCUUAAAUAGGGACAAAGAUCUGUGAUAUUUGUCCUCUUUUUUUAAGUGUAUGUCUUCGUGACAAAUGAAACGGUGGUGUAAUGGAAGCAAAUUUUGAGAAUUACAGAUAACUGAGCAUCUUUCAAAUAGAGUCAAAUGUUCUGUCAACUAUAAGCAAGAUUCACAAAUGUGAAGGCUUCUGCUAUCAGUUGCAGUAAUGGGACAGUUUUACUCCCGACAGGAUUACUAGACAUCGCUGAAUCCUGUGUUUAUUUUUCUAAAUACAAGAUGGAAUCUGGCAGAGUAGCCAGUUUUACUGAGGUUUCAGACUUUGUCCUGAGGACACCUAUCUGUGUGUGACCUGACUGUUUACAGUAUUGGAGAUUUUAUGUGUAUCUAAAGUGCAGAAUUUGCAACUGUCUUAAUAAUUUCUUUGGUAGUAAAAAAAGGUAUCUAAACGGUGGAUUGUAGAGUUGUUGGCCAACACUGAACUUCGUAAUCUUGUAGUCUAUCCCUUUUUAUCUUGCUUUUUUUUAAAUAGAAGCAAGGGGUCAAGUGUACUAAACUGCCCCUGUUCUUUAAAGUACUUAGUGAAGGGCUGCUGUUGCUAUGCAAGUGGCUUGUUCCCAGACCUAACUAUUUUUUAGAAUUAACAGGGUUUCAUACUGUCUCAUCUGAAAAAGCAGGCAGUGUGAGAAGGCGCUUCAUCAGUGGAAAGGGUCAGGCUACACUGGGAUCUUGUCUGUGGCAGAGACUAAUAGCAGAUGGUGAGGGAAGAGUGUGAGGAAAGGCAGAUCGUGUAGUGAUGUCUCCCCAGGCUGCUCCCCAACAAUUUGUGGCUUAGGGACUCCUUGAGCUAGUGGUGGUGGUGGCUGUCAGCUUUAACAGGUCCUGAUGGAAUUCUCUUCAUAAAUUUCUUCAGUCUCAUGCUUAGUCAGUCAUUACUAGUCCCGAUGCUGCUAUGUGCUUAUCUUUAUUACAGUGUUUUACAAAGGAGGCGAUUUGUCAAUAAUGGUUUUUAAGUUUCUUUUUUUGAACAGAGCAAGCCCACUUCUCUCAGUCCUUCUGCAGAGGUCAUGUUUUCCACCUUUCAGUUGCUUUCCUUAGAAAUCUAUCCAGUUUUUCAAGUAUAAUGACCGAAGUGUGGUGCAGUACUCCAGACGUAGCCUCAGCAGUGCCGAGUAUGGAGUAAUAAUCACCUCCCAUAAAACACUGAACCAUUCAAAUAUAUUUAAGUCCAUAUAGGAAAAAAAAUCUUUUCAGAUCUUUUACCCUUAGCUGUUCAGAUGACAAAUGAAAAUAUUUGGUCUGAGAGAGGAGAAAUAUUUAUUCACUGUCAUCAGCAGGAUUUGGCUGGAUAAUGUUUUUCUUUGCUAACAAAACAAAAAGUUGUUAAAUCAAAAUGAACUUCCAGCAGCUGCCACCUGGUCUAACAGAAACUGAAGAUGCCAAACAACACUUGUUUAAAUUUCAGCUUGACUUUUCAGCAGUGUUCUUGGUCUCUGAUGAAUAAGCAUGUAUCAGAAAAUGUAUUAUUGCACAAGAAAUGUGGCAGUGGAUAUAUAGAUAUCAGAGAUUAAACUGAAGGCUUCUGUGGGUAAUUUUUAAGGUGCCUGGAGGUGUGCUUUAUUCAUACUCUCAUGAUAUUUAAUUCCCUCGUGUAUGUGUUUUUAUUUUACCACUUGAAUUUUAAAUGCCAAAAAGUACACUUUGAUUUAUUUGACUUGGAAAUUUGUGCAGUAAACACAGAAGUGGUAAUGGUACUGUAGCUGUGAUAAUAAGACAUGUUCACAGGUAGGGGUGAAAGCUACCUACCGUGAACUUUGCUUUGUAGAUGGGUAGAGCAGUGUAGUUUGAGCUACAGAUCAGUACGUAACUGUUCUCGAUAGUCUGCCACACCUUUCACGCUGCCGUCUCUCAAGGUUUGUCAGAAUAAAACUUGACUCAACAGCUUGGAUGUUCUGUUAGCCCAUGUUACACUUUCUGAAUCGAACAUAGGAUUCUGAGGAGGUGACUAUAAUUUAGUAGAUGAGGAAAAAGAGUUUGCUUCUGUUACAAAUGGCUUAUUUUAAAAGGGUUUAAUAGGACCAAGACUUGAAUACUUUCAUAUGAUCAGCAUAUUUUGACCUUUAUACCUUCUCACCUUUAAAUCUUAAAGGCUUCAUAGACAGUCUGCUUUAGGGGAUGCAGUUCUAUAGCAGCUUAAACCAAUCCAGAUCCAGGCUGCCAUGGCCAUGCCACAGCCAUGCAAUCUCGGUCCCUCCUUUAGGCUGGCUUUUGUAACCACUCAGUGAUUUAGGACGUGGAUCUGGCUGAAAAUGCACCACUGCUUUAACUUUCACCGGGCUCCCUCAACUAAUUCAUCAUGUGGUUGAAAGAGUUCUAGUAGCAUUUCAGGGAAGCAGGAGGGAAUACAUGCCUGGGUGCUGAGGAGGAAUGCCAUAGAUCAAAUUUACAUCAGUUUGAAUUAAUAUUUACAUGAAUUACAUCAUUCGUGUAUGCAGUGAAGUGGGAUAAACUCAACUCCGUAUGUUGCUUCCUUCAUCUCCCUAUUUUCUGUUGACCGAGGAUGAUGCCACUCAUCAUUUUCCUUACUCAUUUUGACUCCAUGGGUUUUUGUUCUUCAGGCUUAGGCUGCCCAAGACCUGUUCUGUUUUACUCCACAGAGUUUCUAAACUGUUUAUUAUACUGCCAGUAAAACUGAAGUUACAAUGCAUGGUUUUUUCUGCUUACUGUUUUCACCCUUCUGGUCCUCUGACACCUAUGGUUUUCCCUUUACCACCACUCUUAAGAGGUCCAGAUUUUGAAAUAAUACACAGAUUCUUCUUGUGUGUGUUUGUGACACAGCUUGAUUCUUCUGCAUCUUCAGCAUUGGAAUGUCUAGACCUAGAUGUGUAUACUGAAUUUGAGAACUGAACCAGAAGGUGGACACCAGAACGGGGAGUACUGCAGUCAAAACAGAAAUAAUAACAUAUAGCAGCUCAAAUUUAUACCACAUUUUUGGUGUGUACACCAGUUUUGUUUUAGAAAUAACUGCGAUUCCAGUACAAGGUCCCAAAAUAGGUGUCAUUAGUUGCCUUGAUUUGUGCUUGUCUUAAUAUUUAAAGUCUGCUUCCUGACCUUCUCCAGUUGUAUGGACAAGAACAGAAAAUAAUCUCAAAUUUCCAAAUAGAGAGUGAGCAAUGCAUUCCAUUACUUUGUGCUAUUAAAAAGAGGUCCUAAAUAAACAAAAAAAGUCAUUCCUGAAUAUCUUCAGUAGUCAUUACUAACACAGUCAUGCAUUUGAUCUCAAUAGAAGCACCAUAAAUGAGGGCUCUUUAUAAUGUUUGAUAUCUGUGUUUCUAAAAUAGUAUUAAUAAUAGGCUUUAAAUGUAUUACGGGAUAAAAGCCAAAAACCUAUGGAUUGUCCUUCAGAUCUUUCAUCCAAAGCCACAGCUGGUCAAAUUUAAACAAGUUCAUGCUGUCUGUUCCAGCACUGCUCAGUAUGAGACAGUUUUUAAUGUCCUAACAUGAGUGCUUACAGACAGUUUGCAUGCACCUGUACGCCCAAGGUCUGCAAAGCUUGUAGAGAUCACGGAACAGUGCUGAGGGAAACCUUUUGGGUUUAUUGUCUCUGUCAUGCUCCGUUGCAGCACCCAUGCCACAUGCAGUCCCACUCAUAAACUUUUUCCUUCUCAGCUUUCCUCUUCACAGGCCACACAAACUAAUUGUGGAUGUUUUUUUUUCUUGUUUCUCACCUAGGUUACUAUGCUAUAAUGCACCAGGUAGUAGACCUCCAAUGAAAGCUUAAACAUUCAUGGCCAUACUGCAGAAGACAAGGCCUGGGCACACGGGGUGGAGAAGCUCUUCUGGUCUGACCACCUCUGGGAAGAGUUGUACUGAGGUGGUUUGACUAUGGGGGUGCUGAGCUACGCUUGAUGACUCUGCUGGUGUCUUUCAAAGCUCCAGUUCUUGCUAGGUUCGUUCUUCCCUCUGGUGGUCUCUCUCUUCACUCUCAGCAGUCUUCAGCCCUUCUGCAGCAUUCUGCUCCCAGCUCUUUAGGAACUUAGCCACUUUUUCCCUUCAUUUCUGAACAUGUUCUCUGAACUUUAUGAAAUGGCAGGCUAGAGGGAAUCCACACCAAGGCGCUGCUGUGCAUUCCCAGUCAUAAACUCAUAAACAGAAGGAUUCUUAGGGCUGGUAACUUGUCUGUUAUGACUUUCCUUCCAGGGAGCUUUGACCUACAUUUGAACCUGGCCCUCCUGUUCCUUCCUGGACUUCAGAACAUUCACUUCCAGAAAUCUCCCUCCUUAAUGAUCUGAUAGUGGUAAUGAUAAUGAGAUAGUAAUGUCUCCUUAGCAAGACUGAUCCUUGAACACAUGUUCCUCAUUACAUGAGCUUUACUUGUUCUUUCCAAGAGGAGGGUGGCACAGUUAUGGCUGAGCCUGUGUUCCUCUAAACAUGUUUGCUUCUUCCUGCAGGACAGGCUUAAAAUGAGCUCUCCAGCUGCUACACCAAUGUGCUUUGGCUCCACAGCUGCCUCACCUUGAGCUCUGGAAGCUCUGGGAUCUAGCAGUUGUGCUUCGGUCUUUCCCGCUGUCAAAGACCAUGUGUUUUCAGAACAUAAUUGCUGCUAAAUCUCCUCUGAAUUUUGAACCAUUUUGAAUUUUUAUUGAGCAGUGUUAACGGAUUGUUUCUUAACUUAAUUUGAGGGGUUUGUAUGAGGUAUUAUAUAUAUAUAUAUAUACACACACACACACACUCUUCAUAUUGUACAUGUGUAUUGCCAGGUAUCCCAUUUAGUGGUUUGUCUAGCACAGAGACUGUAUCUUUGUCACAUCAGAUGUUCCAGUUGCUUACUUAAAAGAUAAACAAAAACUUAAUUUUUGUUAUCUAAUGGCAAAAGAACUGAAUUCUGUUCAACCAAGCAGGCUGUGUGGAGGUAUUUAAAAUGCAUGCUGAUUUUACACCCUGAAUUAGAAAAGCUAUUUAACCUUGUUUUCUCUUAUCAAGGCUUUCCACUGGAGCUGCUGUGAGUGCCUGUACACCCAUCUGCCUUGCCUUAAACAUGUAAACAAAUACGUGUUCCUCAACAUUUUCUGCCUGCUACGUCUCAGUACUUCCCAAAACGGGGCCUAAGGGCACCAUAGAUUGCUGAGCAAGCCAGAGGGAAAGGAAGAAAAGAAUCUUGAUAAGCUGCUGUUUAAUUGGUUAAUAAAUGAGAGCUAAAAUAUAAGAGGAAAUGUUGAAAAGAGCAAACUGCAGCAAAAAAACCUUGGCAGGGCUACAGAGGGAAAUCACAUGUGAUACGCUCUGAAGUUUGCAGACACUGGGAAGGAUCCACCAAUUUCUCUUCAGUGUGGAGACAGGAAACAUUCAUCAAACUGGUAGUCUUCAGCCGCUCUUAAAAACCCCUCUAUUUUAUCUACAUUUCAUUUCCACAGAAAGACUCAGUCCUGCUGUGCUGGUGUAUCAAGCUGUAUGUAAAUCAAUCUCCAUAUCUCUUCCUUUAAGCUCUGUAUGAUGACAGUCUUUCCUGACUGUACUGAAAACCCAUGUGGUUUGGCUCCACCAGGAGCCUCUUCUGCACUUACCCUGCCAGUUGCUGAUGCUGCUUUAAACACAAUUGAUGAGAUGGGCCUCAAGCAGGUUUAGAUCAGGAAGUCUUUAAAGCAGGUAUGAAGCCUGGUGGCUGGCUCUGUUACAGCUCCAAGAACUGAAGCUCUGGGUUGGAUGUAGGCAGUAGCAGGAAUACAUUCCUGGGUUCUGCCCUUUCUGUGUGACAGGUUUUUUUGCCUGUGAUAUUUUCCCGAACCCUUUUGUUUCUUUUUUUCUUACUUUCCCACUUUACCUCCUUAGUUUUUCCCAUGGCUAUGAAUCAGGACCUAAAGGUUUUUUUGACAUAUUUGAUGACGUGCACCACCAGGAUUAUAUUGAAGCCAUUUCUUUACAUUUUUGGCUGCAUUUCCCUCGUUUCAGAAAUAGUUUGCUUAAUUGUAAUGCUAAUCGCUUUCAAAGUCUUUUUGGUUGCUAUUGUUUCUUCGGCAUCUGUAGUAAAAUUCUGCCUCACUGCUGCGUGUAUCGCUUUUUCUCCUCAUCCUCUAUGCCUGACAGCUGCCUAGGUGGCAUAGAUGUGGCUUAUCCAUCCUUCAAUUAGUAAUGAUUGAAUGGAAUAGGGAAUGCUUUUACAGGGACACGUAAAUGGUGUAUCAGCACUUUGUUUGAUCUUUUAGACAGAAGUUUAUUUAUAAUUCCUCUUUCAUCCUGAAGAUGAAAUUAAUUUUAAGCAAUCCUGGCAGUAGUUAGUUUCUGCAGUAUAUUUUGCUGGCUCCUUAGUACAAGCACUUUAGUAAUGAACACUGGUUACUCUUGUCUAAAUAAGUGAUGACUGUAGAAAGAAUGUUUUCUGUGUGUCAUGUGCUUCCAGCUGCACCUUCCUAUCAUCUUUCAGAGGCCUGUAUGCCAUGCAACCAUGGGGCAACUAUCAGCAAAAUCCCUUUUAGCAUCACAUAAAUAGCUAGGUAAGUGAGGCUUUAGGAAGAGAAUAAUGCGUCACUUGAGGACACUGGUAGCAGGUCGAUCUUUAACCUGGAAACUGAACUUGGGUGCUGUGCAGGAGAUGUCUUCUACUUGUCUAACUGGAUGAUUCCUAAGAAACAGACUUUCUUUGUACACUUCAGAAGUGCCAAAAUAGUGGCAGCAGUACAGACUGGCUUCUUUUAUCUGAAGCUUUGUGGCUCCCUCAUAAUGCUUAGGCUUUAUUAUCAGAACAAAGGCUGUAUUCUGCUGAUGUCAGGAGCUGUGGCUGAGGCACACCUCUUCCUGUGAGCUUUCCCUGUAUUGGUUUUAAGGUUAACAGCUGUUGACCACUCUUCUCACUGAGGUAUGACUCACCUAAUUCAUAUCCCCAGGAAAGAAAGCUUAGAGAUGACUGGGAAAGAAGGGAAAUAAUUUCUGCUUGAAUGGCAAGGGGAUGCUUAGUGAGGCAGGAGUAUUUAUUCUUAUGUAUUGAAUCUUGCUGCCUAACUGGUGCAUAAUUUUUUGUGCAGUACAAAAGGUCUUGCUUAUUCUUUACUGUUUCCAGGUUGGUUGGUUUGUUUUCAUAUGGAAUACUGAACAGAUCCAAUUGCUGCUGUUAGAAGGAGAAGCCUGUCUACUAAGAGGGGUCCGUAAUGUUAUCCUUGGAGAUUUUUUUGAAUGCUAAAUUGCCUGUGUGUAUUCUUCAUAAUGUACCAUAUGCAAAUAUUCUUCAGGAAUUGAUACUACCACGUCAGACAGUCAAUAUUUUCUAUGUAAGAACUGUACGUUUCCUAUACUGCCAAGAAUGUAUAUAUAUAUCUAUGAAGACUUAAGAUUGUAUCUUUUUGAGCAAGCCUCUUUCUUCAACCAUCUGAAACUUUCUUCCUGUUUCUCAAGUUCUCUGCUAAUUUAAUAGACACUUGUGUUAUAUUGUGUACUUUUUUGUAUCAGCUGUAUUGCUGUAUUUCUCCUUUCUCUCAUUAAAACCUGUUCUUCUCA